AUCAUCAUCAUCUUUAUCUUCUUCUAUUCCAGACUAGGCAAUGGUGAUGAAGGUGGUGGUGGUGGUGGCGGUGGUGGUGAUGGUGGUGGUGCCUCGAGCAGUACAGGGUUAUUAUAAUGAAGUCAACACAAGGGCGGCCAACGAGCUGAUCGACAAGUUUGAGGCAGAAAUGGUGCCAAUGAUGAGGAAGGCUAUUGACAUCACCUGGGGACACAUCACUGGGGUGGAUGUCACGGAGGAGGCCCUGUUCGAUGCGGCCAUGGGAGUGAUGGAGCUACGUGGACAAUAUCAGGAAAAGAUUCGAUUUUACUUGCAAAGACCACAAGCUGUGCGCCAAGAUGUCAGGAGGAGACUCAGACUGGCCACCAGCGGGAACUUAAAGAGAGCCGACGCCCUUAUCCUUCACAAUGCCCUGGCCAACAUGUCACGGUCCUAUGACACCGGGAGAGCCUGCAGCAACAUUGAUAUAGAGAUUUGCAAAACAGUGCCUGGAGGAAUCAUUCGCCAGUUUGCAGAGGAACAAAACCCAGACAAGCUUGAAGAGAUUUGGGACUCCUGGCAUACCGACUUGGCCAGAGGGCUGGCCCCAGACUUCAAGAUGAGCGUGUCAGCCCUGAACGAUGCCGCCUUGUCUGUGGGCUUUCGGGACUACAGUGAAGAGAUGAUGAAGACGUACGAGGGAGACUUAAGCAAACCUGACAUGGUGGCGCUCUAUGCUCAUGUGCAGCCUCUCUAUAAGCUCCUUCACUCCUACGUCAGAAGCAAACUGAACUUACGCUUUCCGAACGAGGUCAUCUCCUUGGAUCGACCCAUGCCAGUUAUUCUGCUUGGUGACCUCUUCGGCAGGUUCUGGAGUCUCCUUUUCACGUAUAUGAAGGCGUAUCCGGACGUUAAAGAGGCGAAUAUAACGGCAUAUAUAGAAGCUAUGCCCGGAAAUGGAAGUUUUAUGUACAGAUGGGCGGAGGAAAGGUUCUUGUCUAUGGGAUUAAAGCCUCUCCCAGACAGUUUCUAUGAGCGUUCCAUUUUCUUUGAGCAAGAACACGAAGGGAGAGAGAUGGAAUGUCAGCCAAGCGCGUGGGACAUGUAUGACGGAAAGGACUUCAGGGUUUACAUGUGUACUGAGAAGAGAGAGGAACAUCUUCAGACAAUUAUUCACCUGCUGGGGCACAUUCAAUACUUCCAAUAUAUGUCCUCACUGCCAUUCUUCUACAGACAAGGCGCUAACGAGGCCUUUCAAGAAGCAAUAGCCAAUGUCUUCACCCUCGCCUUCACCAGCCCCACCCACAUCUACGCCCGUGGGUUUGGCAAGGGCCCUUUUAAUGUGUCUCUUACGGACGAGGUGCAGAUGAACUACCUCCUCCACGUGGGAUUGGCGCUGCUCCCAACCCUGCCUUACUUCCUAGGACUGGAGACGUGGCGUUGGAAGGUUUAUGAAGGGAUUUAUGUACCAGAAGAGUGGAAUUGUGAAUACUGGAGGCUUAGGAAAUACUACAGCGGGGUCCUACCAACGGUCUACAGAACAGUAAAUGAUUUAGACAUGCUCCCAACACAUCAACUGGCCCACACAGAGACCGGCUCACGUCACUUUACCGCCGUUUUCAUGAUGUUCCAGAUACUGGAACACCUAUGCAAAGAAGAGGGACAUCACGGGCCGCUCCAUAAAUGUGACCUUUAUGGCGGGAAGAAGGCUGGCUCACUCCUGGCCAAGGCCAUGGCUCUCGGCUCCUCUCACCCAUGGCCCUUCGUCUACCGUAUCCUCACUGGCGAGACGACCAUACACGCUGGCUCGCUCCUCCGGUACUUCAAGCCGCUGUAUGAAUGGCUGCAGGCCGAGAGGGAAGCUGCAGGGUUGAGGGGCGUGCCUGGCUGGAUAGGGGAACUCUCUCCGAUGGGCAUUGGUCCGGACAGUGGCUGCGGCGGUGUGGUGGCGCGGCGCAGUGUGAUGGUGGCAACUGUGGUGUUUGUGGUGGUGGCGUGGCUUCUAACACACUAACACCACACCACACACCACCACACACCACCACCACAACUAAACCCCAAAGAAAACGGAAACACGAAAGUCUGCCUUAAAAAUACCAACGUUUUCUAUGAACCAAAUGUAAACAAACAGCAAUAUUCUGACCUUGAGUGUGUGUGUGUCUCUGGAAACUGACCUUAUUUUGACCCUUCCACUGACCUGAGGGCGUGACGGGCGGGCGUGCGGAGACAUGAAGGACCGAAGGACACGCUGGAGGAAGGAGAAGGAGAGACAGUGAGAAGUAAGAGAGAUAUGGAGAGAGAAAGAUGAGGAAGGCUGGAAUGAAGGAGAAGAAUGCUGGAAAUGUUAUUGUUUUGAGAGAGAGA
Messenger RNA from Portunus trituberculatus (swimming crab), 2343 nucleotides. Its product is annotated as angiotensin-converting enzyme-like. The transcript is spliced from 17 exons. Bases 41 to 1993 code for a protein of 650 amino acids. Gene Ontology annotation, biological process: proteolysis. Lineage: Eukaryota; Metazoa; Arthropoda; Malacostraca; Decapoda; Portunidae. Gene Ontology annotation, cellular component: plasma membrane. Gene Ontology annotation, molecular function: peptidyl-dipeptidase activity; metallopeptidase activity. The record is from RefSeq and is a predicted model, not a curated record.